GUUAUCCGGCAAUCUCCGUUACCUGUGGCCUAGAGAGGUAAUUUAAUACGAACAAGUAUUAUAAACUUCUUUAGACACAGAUGGAAAUUUGCGAUCGCGAUUAGUACUGUCACGAACGUCGCAGAUUACUCACGUAGUGUUAAAGUACUGUGCAGUGCCGGAACAAUAGCUUUUUUUUUUUGAAAAGGGAAUAAUAUGCUGUGAUAUUGCUGCUGUAAAGAAGAACCAAGCUCAACACAAUGGCAUCUAAACUGUCACAACUGCAAGCUCGUUUUCAACAAAAGCAAAUGCAAGAAAAAGAGGAAAAAUUGCUUCGUCUAUACGAAAAUCAGCAACAACGCGCAAUUGAGAGAGUAAAUAGAGGAAGUGCAGAAAGCACUGGAAGUCCAACUUCUAAUAACGGUAUUCCGGCAGGAAAAGUCCGACAGAUGUUCGACGAGAGGCGACAAAAGGCUGGCAUAGAUCGUAGUUAUCCCUUAGAACCUUUACGUGUGAUUAAAACUAACGGAUAUAAUGGCGUAAGCGACAAUUCGAAAACGAUGGUAAAAACUACCACCGUUAAGAAACAGGUUACGCAAAUUAAAAACGGAAAGCCCCUUGUAAACAAACGAGAAAUUGUUCAUAGCGUUUAUACUAAUAAUAAUAACGGAGAUGAGAAUUAUGAGGAGCACGUAAUUAGGGAUAAUAAUCUUAAUCGGCCUAUUUUAAAUAGAACGUAUAGGAGAAGAGAUUUGGAAAUGAUGAUGAGAGAGCAUAGUAGAAACGAAAAUAUUGAAGAUGAGGAAUUUCCUGAUGUGAAUAUUGAGGAGUUUGAAGAUCCUUUGCCGAAACUUCAGCUUAAUAACGCCAACCGUGUCCCUCCGAUGCGAAACGUACCCAAUAAAGAUAUUGGGCAAACGAAGACGGUUAUCAAGAAUGAAACUGUGAAGCCAUCGAGCCCUUCUAAAGAAACUAAGCCAUUUCCCAAACGAAUCGUUAACACUACUCCGAAAAAUACGCCUGCCAAGGAAACCUCUCCCAUACCGAAAACAUACACACCUCCCUCUCCAAGUCGUCCGCUCACUCGAAGUUCUCCAGGAGCCAUGUCUUCCAAAUCUCCUGCUAAGAAGCCACCAACUCGCGAUGGGCCCUCGGUUAGAUCGCCUUCCAAGCAAUCCGUUAGAGGCGUUGCUGCAAGAGAUGAUAUGCAGUCAUGUCAGUAUUGCAGUCGUAGAUUCGCCGAGGAUCGCCUAGCAACUCACCAAGAGAUCUGCGCGAGAACUGGGAAGAAGAAGCGAAAAGUGUAUGACGCGACAAAACAUCGUGUUCAGGGGACGGAAUUGGAACCCUACACCAAGAAGCAAACAAAAUCACAAAAGAAUCCGGUUCUAUCCAAUUCUAGACCAAAACAACAAAAUCAGCCACAGGCACCCCCAGUAAAGAAAACUGAUUGGCGAAGAAAGCAUGAAGAAUUUAUAGGGGCAAUUCGAGCAGCGAAGAUGGCCCAAGCCCAUUUAGCCAAAGGCGGCAAACUAUCCGACUUACCACCUCCUCCUCCCGCUGAAAAUCCAGAUUACAUCCAGUGCCCACAUUGCGGAAGAAAAUUCAAUCAGUCUGCAGCGGAAAGGCACAUACCUAAAUGUUCGACUUACGUAUUCAACAAGCCAAAGCAAACGCGAGGGGGACGAAAAUAAGACCACGAAUGCUAAUUUGUUACUUAUCAAAUUUUGGGACCAACUUAGUCUAAUUGUUACUUAAAAUAGAGAUCCUACUCAAAAUUUGAAUUUUUACCUAAGUGUAAAGGUGCUAUGUUAUUAGCAAUUGCUAUAAAUUACUUGCUAGUCUCUAAAUCUGGUGGGAAAUUUACUAACUUCAUCAAAAUCGAUAAUUCUAGAUAGACCUGUCACAACCAAAAGUAAGUAUAGGCAUGCCACUCAACGCAAUCACUUAAUACAAGAUUAUUUAACAGAUUCUCUAUAGAACCACAGAUAUACGUAUAUCUGUGAUAGAACUAAUCUUAUACUUACCCUCAGAAAUUAUACAAGGGCCCCACCCCUUUACAAGUACUAUUUUUUAUAAUAAAUAACGCAUUUAUAGAUUUUGUAGUUUAAGUAUAUAUUUGCCGAAAUUUGUAAUUUACUAAAUAAAUGCCUAAGCAAAAUGAACCUUUA
This is a messenger RNA of Photinus pyralis (common eastern firefly), 2150 nucleotides long. Its product is annotated as zinc finger C2HC domain-containing protein 1C-like. Bases 240 to 1673 code for a protein of 477 amino acids. The record is from RefSeq and is a predicted model, not a curated record. Lineage: Eukaryota; Metazoa; Arthropoda; Insecta; Coleoptera; Lampyridae. The transcript is spliced from 8 exons.